AUGCUGCCGAGACUGUACAAGCAGCGCUCACCCUCCAUCACGGCCCCUUACCAGUUCUUCUUCAUGGGGAGCUACAUUGUUCUCCUUUACUACCUUCUCAUCUACUUCCAGACUAUUCUCGGCGCGAGUCCUAUCCAGUCCGGUGUUGACAACCUCCCUCUCAUGUUCGCCCUUGCCGGCGGAGGUGUCGUUAUGAAAACGGGUUGCGCACAGCAGGUUAUGUUCGUCGGAUCAAUGCUUGGUACCGUUACAAUUGGCCUAAUCUACACUCUCGAUAUUGGCUCCUCGACUGGGAAGUGGGCUGGCUAUCAAGUUUUCGUCGGCGCCACUCCGUCAUUUGUCAUGAUGCAUAGCUUGACUGUUGCCCAAGCCAACGUUGGCCCCGAAGACCUCUCUACCGUCACAGCCAACCUUUUGUCCUUUCAGACAGUUGGAGGUGCAUUUAGCAUUUCGUCGGGACAAGCAGCCUUCAUUAACCGACUUCUUGCCACUCUGCCGAAGACGGCCCCUGACGUGAAUCCAGCCCUGGUGCUUGCGACAGGCGCCUCCGAGCUGCAUAAUGUCUUCCCGCCGGACGUGCUUCCUGGAGUCCUCGAGGCGUACAUGAUCGGUAUCAAGGCCGCCUUUUCAGUUGUAGUUGCCUUCGCUGGUACGGCGUUCUUGUUGACCUUUGCCAUUCCCAUGAAGAAACUUCCGAGUCAUGCAACAGGCGAAGCUCCCAUUGCGAUGGUCAAGGAAGCUGGCACCAAUGGUCGCGCCACCACAAAUGACGGCAAUGCCGAGGCACAUGCAGGACAUGAAGAAUCCGACUGUAAUGCCGACGAGGCUGUUGAACCAGGCACUGGAGAGGGAGCAGCCCAAAAGAAGAAGAACAAGAAGCGAAAGCCUAAUAAGAAGCAGAAGGCCCCCGCCGUCCAGACCAACCCUCCUAGCAUGUUGAUGUCGCAACUGUUCCCCAACAAUACCUAAUAUAAACUUCGUUAUACUACCCCUAACCGUAUAAUUAAAUCCUAUCCAAGAUACCUGAUAUAUAUACGACUUACAGAACGAAUAUAGAUAUACGUAUCUGUUCUUUAAUCUUUGUAAAUGUAGCCCGGAUGCUAUUAUCCCUAGGGUUAUCAGGAGAGCCUCCCC
Molecule: messenger RNA, 1134 nt
Organism: Pseudomassariella vexata
Lineage: Eukaryota; Fungi; Ascomycota; Sordariomycetes; Amphisphaeriales; Pseudomassariaceae
Exons: 3
Coding region: 1-969 (322 amino acids)
Biological process (GO): transmembrane transport
Molecular function (GO): transmembrane transporter activity
Source: RefSeq, a predicted model, not a curated record